Penicillium robsamsonii is the source of this 4110-nucleotide messenger RNA. RefSeq lists its product as uncharacterized. Gene Ontology annotation, biological process: nucleoside metabolic process. The transcript has 4 exons. Lineage: Eukaryota; Fungi; Ascomycota; Eurotiomycetes; Eurotiales; Aspergillaceae. Gene Ontology annotation, molecular function: protein binding; catalytic activity. The coding region runs from base 1 to 4110 and encodes 1369 amino acids. The record is from RefSeq and is a predicted model, not a curated record.
AUGGCGACCAUGAACGCUUUAAACAACUCUGACCUAUAUACCGUCGGAUGGAUCGCAGCUCUCCCCAUAGAGCGUGCUGCAGCGACUGUAAUGCUCGACGAGCGCCACAGCACGCCGCUUGACUUUGUCCAACAUCUCUCCGACAUGAAUUCAUACACCUGGGGCAGAAUGGGUGAACAUAACGUUGUGAUUGCGUCGCUCCCUGCCGGCUUAUAUGGAACGGCUGCCGCUGCGAAUACGGCGUCGAAUCUUCUCUCAUCCUUACCCCAUAUCCGAAUCGGCCUGCUGGUUGGUAUUGGGGGUGGUAUCGCCCGACCUGACGAUGGUCGCGAUAUUCGGCUUGGCGACAUUGUCGUCAGCCAGCCACAGGGGACAACUGGCGGAGUCAUUCAGUAUGACCUCAAAAAGACUAUAUCCGAUCAAAGACAGGAGCGAAAGGACUUCCUUAGUAUGCCUCCACAAGUGCUUCUUCAGGCACUAGGGUCUUUGCAAGCAGAACACGAACUCGAGGACUCCAUGGUGCCUACAUUUCUGAAUGCUAUGCCGCGAAAGUCCCCGGCCGGUAAUGGCAUUAAAGGAAAUAAUGGUUAUUUUCAUCAGGGGAUGGAAAAUGACAGGCUUUUCAGGUCGUCAUACACGCAUAUAGGGGGACAUGACUGCCGUGGUUGCGAUUCAACAGAAGAAGUGGAGCGCGAUAUGCGGGACACAACCGAUCCGGAAAUUCACUACGGCAUAAUUGCAUCUGGAAACACACUUAUCAAGGACGCUGCCACGCGAGACAGGAUUGUGGAGGAUGUUGGUGAAGAAUGCAUAUGCUUCGAAAUGGAAGCUGCUGGCCUGAUGAAUCACUUUCCAUGUCUUGUGAUUAGGGGAAUUUGUGAUUAUGCUGACUCGCAUAAGAAUGAUCGGUGGCAGCGAUACGCCUCUGCUACGGCUGCUGCCUACGGGAAAGAGCUUCUCAGCUACGUGCCUGUCAGGGGACUUCAGGAGACACGGAAAGCUCUCGAUGUUCUCAAUUCCAUGAAUCAGGAUAUAAAAAGCCUUCAUGUCCUAGCAGGCAAUACGAUUAUAGGAAUAGAUGGUCUCAAGUUAAGCAGUCACUUCAAUGCCAUUGAAAAGUGGCUUUCGCCUUGUGACACGUCGACCAAUCUCAACGAAGCGCUGAAAAAGCGACUAGAAGGAACCGGUCUCUGGUUUCUCCAAAGCGAAGCAUUUCAGGCGUGGGAAAAAGGAGAACGCCUGUCCCUCUGGGUGCAUGGAAUCCCUGGGUGUGGGAAAACAAUCCUUAGUGCUACGGCUAUCGAACAUCUCAAUCAAACAGCUGCAAUUGAGUCUUCGCCCAUUACGCUUGAUUUUUUCUUCGACUUCAGCGAUGCCGAUAAAAAGUCAUUGAAUAAGCUUGUUCGAUCACUUAUUGCACAGCUUUACUCAAGAUGUCCUGAUUCUCGGGCAGAGCUGGAUAGAGUGUUUUCGUCUCACGAAAACGGGAACAAUCAGCCAAAAGAGAAAUCAAUUUUGGAGACAUUCUCGAAAAUGCUGAAUCAUGUCAAACUGAUUCAUAUCAUCAUCGAUGCUUUGGAUGAAUGCGAAACAAGGAAGGAGGUACUCCUUUGGAUAGAAAGCCUCAUCAACCUGAAACAUCCAGGCCUCCACCUGUUCAUUACCAGUCGAAAGGAAGAAGAGAUUGAGUCAGUAUUACAGCACUUGAUCGAUAAUGAGGGCAUCAUCCCCCUCCAGGGAGAUCAGGUUAAUGUUGACAUUCGCGCGUAUAUCUAUCAACGACUGCGGGAUGAUCGUGGAUUCGAGAGGUGGUCCUCACAUCCAGAUGUACAGAGCAAGAUUGAGAAUGAGUUGAUGCAAAAGGCUAAUGGAAUGUGGGCUGCAUGUCAACUUGAUGCUCUACAAGAUUGCCUAAAUCUUGAGUUGCUUGAGAAGUCGCUCCAAUCUCUUCCCAAGACACUGGAGGAAACUUACGAUCGUCCUUUGACGCUCCAAGAAGCUGUUGAUAUUAUGGCGGUCGAUUUAAGUCGAGAUCCCUGCUUUGACCCGGCACGGAGAAUGCCAAAUCCGCGGGAGAUCGUGAGAUUCUGCUCCAGCCUCGUCUCUCUGGUCAAGAGAAAAGUUCAACCGUCAAUGGGUGAUUCCUAUUCAGAGGACUCAUGGAUCUACAAUUCAGACUGGUCAGAGGAGUCAGAAGACUUGGAGGACUCAGAGGAGAACUCAGAGGAGUCAGAAGACUUGGAGGACUCAGAGGAGAACUCAGAGGAGUCAGAAGACUUGGAGGACCCAGAGACCUCGGAUCGCCCAGAGGCUUCAGAGGCUCCAGAUGACCAGGAGGAGGUGGAGGAGCUUCAGUUGGCACAUUUAUCUGUUCAGCAAUACUUAAAGUCCAGUCGGAUUCAAAGUAGUGUCCCAGGCCAUGUAAUUGAUGCCGGUGUGGUGUUUCAAGAUGGCAUGUGUGAAAUGAACGCAAGAGGUUUAAUCACAAGAAUAUGCCUCGCAUAUUUAUCUCACCCAAGCGAGCACCAAACUAGUGAACAAAUCCAGGCGGAAUUUCCAUUCGCGCAUUACUCUGCUCGGCUUUGGAUUUAUAACGCAACCACCACUGAGACAGACGAGAUGGUUGAGCAAAGUAUCAUGGACUUCUUUUUGCCAAGGGGUCAAGCAUAUAUGGUAUGGCGUAAACUAUGGCGCCUAUAUCGCACAAGAUCAGGUUCAUAUCCAGCAAUCAUAGCAGCUCCGUUGUAUUAUGCAUCCUUUUAUGGCCUAAAGCAUACGGUACAAUUGCUACUGGAGCGAGGAGCCGACGUCAACGCACAGGGAGGCAAGUUCGGCAAUGCACUCCAGGCAGCUUCAAUGUCCGGACACAAAGAUAUCGCACAGCUACUCCUCGUAGCUGGCGCAGACGUUAAUAUAACUGGAGGUCAUUAUGGGAAUGCACUUAUAGCUGCUUCAAGCUCUGGGCAUAAGGACAUCGCACAGCUACUACUCGCAGCCGGCACCGACGUUAACGCACAAGGGAACUUCUAUGGGAAUGCACUACAGGCUGCUUCAAGCUCUGGACACAAAGACAUCGCACAUCUACUCCUCGCAGCCGGCGCCGACGUUAAUAUAACUGGAGGUCAUUAUGGAAAUGCACUUACAGCUGCUUCAAGCUCUGGGCAUAAGGACAUCGCACAGCUACUACUCGCAGCCGGCACCGACGUUAACGCACAAGGGAACUUCUAUGGGAAUGCACUCCAGGCUGCUUCAAGCGCUGGACACAAAGACAUCGCACAUCUACUCCUCGCAGCCGGCGCCGACGUUAAUAUAACUGGAGGUCAUUAUGGAAAUGCGCUUACAGCUGCUUCAAGCUCUGGGCAUAAGGACAUCGCACAGCUACUCCUCGCAGCCGGCACCGACUUUAACGCACAAGGGAACUUCUAUGGGAAUGCACUACAGGCUGCUUCAAGUUCUGGACAUAAAGACAUCGCACAGCUACUCCUCGCAGCUGGCACCGACGUUAACGCAACCGGAGGUCAUUAUGGGAAUGCACUACAGGCUGCUUCAAGCUCUGGACACAAAGACAUCGCACAUCUACUCCUCGCAGCCGGCGCCGACGUUAAUGUAACUGGAGGUCAUUAUGGGAAUGCACUUAUAGCUGCUUCAAGCUCUGGGCAUAAGCACAUCGCACAGCUACUCCUCGCGGCCGGCGCCGACGUUAACGUAACUGGAGGUCAUUAUGGAAAUGCACUUAUAGCUGCUUCAAGCUCUGGGCAUAAGGACAUCGUACAGCUACACCUCGCGGCUAGUGUCGACGUUAACGCACUGGGAGGCUUUUAUGGGAAUGCACUCCAGGCUGCUUCAACGGCCGGACAUAAAGACAUCGCACAGCUACUCCUCGCAGCUGGCACUGACGUUAAUGUAACCGGAGGUCAUUAUGGGAACGCACUUAUAGCUGCUUCAAGCUUUGGACACAAAAGCAUCGUACGGCUCCUCCUCGCGGCCGGCGCCGAGGUUAACGCAGAAGGAUACUUUUAUGGGAGUGCACUACAAGCUGCUUCAAGAUCUGGACAUAAAGACGUUGAACAGAUACUUCUCGCGGCUGGCGCCGACUUCAAUGCACCCUGA